Messenger RNA from Spinacia oleracea (spinach), 1866 nucleotides. RefSeq lists its product as uncharacterized. The record is from RefSeq and is a predicted model, not a curated record. The transcript has 4 exons. The coding region runs from base 130 to 1521 and encodes 463 amino acids. NCBI's taxonomy places the organism in Eukaryota, Viridiplantae, Streptophyta, Magnoliopsida, Caryophyllales, Amaranthaceae.
UGCAACAACUUUUGCCGAUUGUAACGAUUACCUGGUUUUGCAACGGGGUCACCUAAUAUUUGAGUUCAUCGUAAUACUUGGCACUUGAUAUUGAUUAGGAAAUUCUCGUUGGAGGCUUGGAAUAAAUCAAUGGAGGAGAGAGAAUGGGCAACCAGAAGAUGCGAAGAAGCGUUGGACAGAAUCCAGGGUUUGCCACUUUCUAACAUCACGGCCUCUUGCAAGGCUACUCUGCUUCGUCUCGUCAAUUCUGAGCUCAAUUUCCUUUCUCGUCUUUCUCUCUCUACUUCUAAAUCUUCUUCACCAUUUAGCUGUAAUGUUGGCUAUUUUGAGGCAAUUGUUCACAUACUUCAGCAGCCAUACAUAGUUGGGGUGUCACGUGUGUGCAAGCCAAUCCCUUUGUCACCUACAACUAGCCAUGGGGGGAAAACCGAUUCACCAUGUGAAGCUGUCCAUAUUGAUAUUGUUUGUAGUCUUCAUAACAGUCCAACUUGGUUUAUUGUAUCUGAUCGGAACCCAAAGUAUAUUACUUGGGAUAGUUCAGGGAGAGAUAAGGGUCUGAAAACGCGGAUUGAGCAAAUAGUUCGUGCUGCUCAGUUUUCCCUGGCACUGAAGCCUGUCUCUAUUGUUCUCUUCUUCGCAAAUGGACUAGAUGCUGCAAUUUGUGAGAGGCUAAUGACAAAUUUUGGUUUUAGAGAAUUUGAUUUAGAAUUUUCACAUUUUGAGUUUGUUUUCUCUGAUGCAUUAGAAGGUGAAUGGGUAAAUGUUCUUGGAAAAUCUUAUCAACGCGCAUGUAGUCUGAUAAUGGAUGUUGAUCCAUGUGCAAAGCCUUGUCAACGCAUUGAAUAUGUGGAAGAGGUCAGUUCUAGCGGUGUUCAGCUUGCGGAGACAAAUUAUGAGUUGGGGUUGGGAUCUUCAUUCUGUUGUCUAAUUGAGAUGAUGAAAGAGUGGCCUUUGGAUGUCAAAAGUUUAGAAUCUUGCAAACGAGAAGAUCUAUCAGGAGAGAAUGAUGUUGUCAAUUUUGACACAACAGCCUUAGUUGCUAUUAUAUCGGGAAUAAGUAAUGGUGGUUCAGAAAAGCUUUUGGCAAAAUCGGAGAAUGAACUGAGGCAGCGUUUUAAGAGUAACACUGAGUUUGUGAUUUUUCAGGCACAGUCUGAGAUUGAGAAUGCCAUCCAUGAUGAACUGAAAUUAUUAUUGUGUGGCAAAAAGGGGAUUGCAUGUAAAACUGUUCAUUCAGAGUUUACGGAGUUGUUUUCUAUGUUUGGGGGCCCUUAUGAGCAGAUGAGAGCCAAUCAAUUAAUCAAGCGUCUCAAGAUUGUCCCUGAUACUCCUUCACCACGCAUGAUGUCUCUCCCAGUGACGAGGAAGCUAGCGUUGAAGAAUAAAGUUGCUUUUGGGACUGGAGAUUACUUGGGUGCUCCAACUUUGACGGCCAACAUGGGAUUUGUGAGAGCCGUCUCCCAAACUGGGAUGUCUCUAUUCAGUCUUGAGCAUAGACCUCGGGCGCUUGUUGGUGACUAGAAAUCUACAACUUGUCAAAUCAUGUUCAUGGAUACCAUCUUCAUGAAUAUUCACAUCAACACUCUAGUGAUGAUCAAAUAUGUGGGCACGAACUCUAGUGCCAGAUUCUUGAACGCCAACGCCAACAGAGGUAGGAGAUUCCAUUUGUACUCUGCAUGAGAUCACUUGACUUGAAGUACUGUAUAGUCUAACAAGAGACUGAAAAUUCUGUAUUGCGGAACUUUAGAGAUAAUAAUCAUCAUGUAGUCUAGAAUCAAUAGCCGCCUUGUGCGUAUGUUUUUCAAUGUUCUUUGAGACUAUGGAAGUAUCCCUAUCAAAAGUUUACUGAUACCAUUGUUCUCUUUC